Molecule: messenger RNA, 1990 nt
Organism: Bufo bufo (common toad)
Lineage: Eukaryota; Metazoa; Chordata; Amphibia; Anura; Bufonidae
Gene: NUBP1
Product: nucleotide binding protein 1
Exons: 11
Coding region: 88-1035 (315 amino acids)
Biological process (GO): iron-sulfur cluster assembly
Cellular component (GO): cytosol
Molecular function (GO): ATP-dependent FeS chaperone activity; ATP binding; 4 iron, 4 sulfur cluster binding
Source: RefSeq, a predicted model, not a curated record
AACCAAAACGAGGCGCGGAGCGCACCAAUGCCGGAAGUAAACAAGUUGAGGUUCUUUUAGAAAGAGUCGCGCGGUUCACGUGGUUUCAUGGCUGAUGUGCCGGAGGACGCCCCGCAGCACUGUCCCGGCACGGAGAGCAGUGAUGCGGGGAAGAGCUCGGCCUGUCAGGGGUGUCCCAACCAGGCAACAUGCGCCUCCGGGGCGGCGGCAGGACCGGACCCAGCAAUAGAAGAAAUCAAAGAAAAAAUGUCAUCCGUGAAACACAAGAUUCUGGUUCUCUCAGGAAAGGGAGGAGUUGGGAAAAGCACAUUUAGUGCACAUUUGGCUCAUGGCUUGGCGGAAGAGGAAGAUAAGCAGAUCGCUUUGCUUGAUGUGGACAUCUGUGGUCCAUCAAUUCCAAAAAUAAUGGGUCUAGAAGGCGAACCGGUUCACCAAAGCGGCUCUGGAUGGUCACCCGUUUAUGUAGAGGACAACCUGGCGGUGAUGUCUGUCGGCUUCUUGCUUGGUAGUCCAGAUGAUGCAGUUAUAUGGAGGGGCCCCAAGAAAAAUGGAAUGAUUAAGCAGUUUUUGAGAGAUGUAGACUGGGGAGAAGUGGAUUACCUGAUAGUAGAUACUCCUCCUGGUACCUCUGAUGAGCAUCUGUCAGUAGUGCAGUACCUUAGUGCGGCUCACAUUGAUGGCGCGGUCAUCAUCACUACUCCUCAGGAGGUAUCGCUCCAAGAUGUACGAAAGGAAAUAAAUUUUUGUCGCAAAGUGAAAUUGCCGAUUAUUGGAGUAGUAGAAAACAUGAGUGGUUUUAUCUGCCCAAAAUGCAAGAAUGAAUCUCAGAUUUUCCCUCCAACUACUGGGGGAGCGGAGAAAAUGUGCAGUGAUUUCGGCAUUCCCCUGCUGGGCAGGGUUCCCCUGGACCCAAAUAUAGGAAGGAGCUGUGACGCUGGCAAAUCCUUUUUUACUGAAAUUCCAGAUUCUCCAGCAACCUUGUCCUACAGAGCAAUAAUACAAAAAAUUCAAGACUUUUGUUCUCUGAGACCCUGACCGUGAGUUUCUUUGAGCAGGAACGGUACAGAGUAACUCCCCAAGUGAUUGUUUAAUAUUCCAGUUUCGGAAAUCUCUACAAGGACAACGUUAAAUCAUAUCAUUCGCUUUUUACUAUGUGACGGCUUCGUUUGAGUUUUCUCUUAAUUGGAAAAUGGCCACUAAGUAGAUGUCUGCUUCUAGACAUUGCUAUAUUGCUUAGAACAGACUGCCACUAUUUGAUGGAGAAUCUCCUGCAGUGAAAAUAAGAUCUGUUUUCUCACUGGACAAACAAGAUAAGAAGUCAAUCUGCUCACUUAAUAACAGGCAUAGAUGACAAGAAUCCUUUUAAAAAGUAAAAGCGUAAGAAUUGCAAGCCUACCAGACCCAAGAAAAAGAAAAGUUGAGUUUCACUGUGGUCAAUCAUUGUAUCCAGAAUAAAAAUAUUUAAUAAACCAAAAAAAAUCUGUAAUAUCUUUAUCUCUCUCUGCUAUGUUAUCCAGUAAGUGCAGAUAGGGCUCAGUUUAGACUUGUGAUCCAUGGUACAGUUCUGGUAUCCUCCACUAGGGGGUGAUAACUGAAGACAAUACCAUAUAUGAACUCAAAAAAUAAAAAUUUCCUGGACGGAACGCAGCUCAGCCGACCGAAACUGAUCUGUUAUGAUGUCGGCCCAACCACAGGUAUAAUGUCCUGUACUCAAAUGAUGCAGUGAGUACUGGAAUGUAGGCUCAGAAGUCACAGCAUUGUAAAUCACUAUGAUGCAUUGAGCUUGGGUCAGUCGUACAGUGUUCAGGUAUCAGGGUGAGUAUUUUGCCUCACGCUGACAUUAUUCUGAUACAUGAUUAUGAUAUCGGACCAUGUCCUAAAAUGAACACUGUACAGUCGAGCCAUGUUCAGAGACUGUUUGUUUUUCCUGGACCGCACACGGCCAUCUGAAAAGGCUCAUGCACACAAACAUAGAUUUUGUCCAUGUGCG